This is a messenger RNA of Pisolithus orientalis, 1239 nucleotides long. RefSeq lists its product as uncharacterized. The record is from RefSeq and is a predicted model, not a curated record. The coding region runs from base 1 to 1239 and encodes 412 amino acids. The transcript is spliced from 9 exons. NCBI's taxonomy places the organism in Eukaryota, Fungi, Basidiomycota, Agaricomycetes, Boletales, Pisolithaceae.
AUGCACAGUGCACUCCAUUUGACUACCCACAUAUUCACCACUCCCAACCCUGUCCCCAAACCUACUGCUGUGCAGCCUGGGGUUGCAUACCAUCGCCUAGAGAUUCCUGAGUGUAUGGGCAGACUGCCAUCUGGUGUUGACCUUGGAAUUUUGGGUACAGAGCCCAGACAGACAACUGAAUAUGACUUACUGCUCCUCAUGUGGUCAAAAUUAGACCAUGAAGACUACUUAUCAGAGCUACUCAGGCUGGAAGUGACUUGUCAUGGAGAUCACCCAUUGCACCAUGUGAGGGAGUGGAAUGGCAGAUACUUCACAAGCAAAACAUUGAAGGAGUUGGGCUUGAUUGUGCAGUUGGGCCAUCCUAUUGGCAAAAGGUGCUGCAGGCCCCAGUCUGUCCUGAAAGAUGAGUUUGUUGUUAUGCACAGGAAUGGGAUUCACAUUGUCAGCCUUACCUUCUAUAAUACUGAAUUAAAUCCACCUAAGGCUCAUUACAAACAGUUUUUGAGAAUGGUCCAUCAAUGGUGCCACCUCAAGAUGCUCAAAUGUUCAGGACAAGGACAUGAUCCUGCUGGUGUUUUGAAUACAAAAGAAGGCAAAUGUGCAGUGUUAUGUGCAGUGUGCCCUCAACCCAGGAAGAACAUGAUGGGGUCACCAGAAAGAUGUUGUGCAGUCUCAAAUAAUGAGAACAAUCCGAGCCUCAGUCAGGGCUGGGCAUAUUCUGUGGAGGACACCAUGUUCAAGAGAUACUUAAGUGACCACUGGCAUGAUAUCCAAGAGAAAAGCAUGUGCUCAAAUCACAAUGCAGUGAAUAUGGCAGAUGCGAAGUCAAAGAAGGGUUGUGAUGCAACUGGCAUUGGCAUGGUUGUUUGUGCCAGGCAUGGCAUGAGGCUCCAAAAUGGGAUAGUUGACCUACAAUAUGGUGAAAGAUAUGUGAAUAUGGACUAUGCAUUUGCAUCUGCACUACACCACUCAGAUGUGACUGUCCUCAAAGUUUCAUAUGACAUUGCCUGCCAGUGGCACAAGAAGUUAUAUCAGCAGAUGGACCAGAUGCCACCUUCUUUACAGUCAAACUUACAUGAUUGGGCUGUUACAUUUCUCAUACCCAAGUUUCACCUUCCUGCCCACAUCACCUCAUGCAAAUGGUCCUUCUCCUUCAAUUGGACCAAGGGUGUUGGUCAGACAGAUGGUGAAGGACCUGAGUGUAGAUGGGCAAACCUUAACCUGCUGCUUCAAGCAUGA